CUACGCCCCGCCCCCUGCCUUUUGACCAAUCUGACGUCAUACUCGCGUUUUAAUCACUUUCACAUCGACGUUCAACUCUGCUCUACAGUCCCGUCUCGCAAAAUGCUUGUUGUUCAUCACUCUUUCAACUUUAUUUGACCUACCGAAAAUAACCAACGUGUGCUAUCCUGUAAUAUCCCUUUGAAGUCCGCGCAGGGUGAAAAUAAAUGUCCCAAAUUGGCGUUAUUUUCGUGUUACUAAUGUUAAACCACAAUUAGUUUGCUUAUUGUCGCCAUCUGCUGGAGAGACGGAGAAUACCACCAUGCAUCUGAACUGAUAACGGUUGCUCUCAAAAGGGCUUGUGACGUUCGCAGGUCAAUAAAUGAAGGUUUCGGCCACUAAAUGUGUAUCAAAGGGAUUUCUCCAUGAAAACAAAGCCAAAUUAAUCUGCUGCUUAAACGUUCUGGAGCAGCCACCACAUGGCAAGAUUGGAUAGAAGCUUUGCACCAGAAGCAAGAGCAGUGUGGAGAGGAAGAAGAAAAAACAGAAAACGAUGAGGUCCAGCAUUUCCAAAAAUGCAGUGGCAAAGUUAGAAUAUGAUAUCUGCGAGCUCCUCCGUGACCUGAACAACUAUGCUUUCUGUGACCAGCCCACCCACUGCAUCAGAGCGGGAGUCCUGAGCUACCACCGCGAGUCUGACAACCCCCGACUUUCCAUCACAGCCUCACAUUUGGAGCCUCCAUUUGAGUGUCCAAGAAAAUGUGAAUACUGCCACAGAACCGCCAGGCCCGUACUGGAUGUGAGAUGGGAAGACGAGCUGGAGGCGGUGCCAAGCUAUUGCUGCGCCCAGCGCAGGAGGCUAUGCAUGGCCCUGGUGAGGAAAAGACCUUCGGUGAAGGACGAACUGGACGAGGACUUGCACAGGCGGGAAGACAAAGCCGUAGAGGCGCUGCUCAGCGGCAGAGAGAAAAAGAACGCCCAAAAUUUUAGUGACCUUUCACGUGGACUGAUGGAACUGGCGGGGUUAAAGAGAGACGACGACGCCUCCCAACAGGAACCUUCCUCAGAGGCCAAAAUCCUCAGCUUCCGGCUCGGCGGUUCUGCGGAAGAGGGCGGCUGGACACUCAAGAAUGUCGCGGAGAAUGUUGUGCAACUGAAAAAGGAAGAGGCCAGAGAGUCCGUUUGCGACCACAAGCCGCCUCUGUUUGGCAUCUGUCAUCAAAAGGAUGGAGAAUUCCACCAGAAAUUUUACAUGGAUGGCAGGACCUUUCUGAACCUGUUCCCAGAUGGCUCGGCUCAGCUCUAUUACCCGGGAGACCUCUUGGCCGUCGUCUUUGUCGUGACCAAAAAGAAGGAAAGGGUUUGCAUCGUGUACGACAACAACCAGACACCCCCGAGAGCCAUCCGAGCAAUCUUCCAGGCUAACGGCAAGGCAACAUGUUACCACGGCAACGGAAACAUAUGGUUGAGCCUAAAUAGUUCCGGUGGUCAGUGUUUGGAUGAGACGGGUGCCAGGGUCCGUCGCUGGAGUUGGAAAACGCUUCCGCCCCCUCACCUGCCUCCUCUCUUCUUGUCCCUCAAUAAGCACAUCGGGGUGCGGGUCCUGGGGAAGGAUCAAAUUUUUGUCUCCUUCCUGGCUCACGGUCAACAGGCACGCUGUAGCGUGGGUAGCUGCAGCGCUCAGUGUAAAUGCACAAGAGAGACGCCCGCGGGCGAACCUUCGCUGCUCAAAGACGAGCUGUUCGUGCUGGCCGCUCGGGUGAAGAUCCACCUGUGUAUCCAGCAUCUCAACUGGAGUCUUCUGACACCUCUGCACCAGAAGAGCACGCCGGCCCAAAGCAUCCGCGUCUUCGGCAAAAAGCUCCUGGAGGUCAGCACCAACGUACUGAUGAGCCAGCACGAACGCGCCUUCAUCAGGGGCUGCCUCCAGGACUGUCUCUAAUGGAAGAAGACCCCACCGACUGCUUCAUAGUCACAAGAGGUUUUUAAUUCAUUGUAUCAACUCAUUCCAAGUUAUGCAAAUAUAAAAAUUACUCAGAAAUCAUAGCAG
This is a messenger RNA of Hippocampus comes (tiger tail seahorse), 2029 nucleotides long. Its product is annotated as glutamate-rich protein 6. The record is from RefSeq and is a predicted model, not a curated record. NCBI's taxonomy places the organism in Eukaryota, Metazoa, Chordata, Actinopteri, Syngnathiformes, Syngnathidae. The transcript has 13 exons. The coding region runs from base 533 to 1921 and encodes 462 amino acids.